Arvicola amphibius (Eurasian water vole) is the source of this 3143-nucleotide messenger RNA. RefSeq names its product EPH receptor A4 (gene Epha4). The coding region runs from base 15 to 2975 and encodes 986 amino acids. Gene Ontology annotation, cellular component: plasma membrane; neuron projection. The record is from RefSeq and is a predicted model, not a curated record. Lineage: Eukaryota; Metazoa; Chordata; Mammalia; Rodentia; Cricetidae. The transcript is spliced from 17 exons. Gene Ontology annotation, molecular function: transmembrane-ephrin receptor activity; protein binding; ATP binding. Gene Ontology annotation, biological process: protein phosphorylation; axon guidance; cell surface receptor protein tyrosine kinase signaling pathway.
GGCAUCGGCGAACCAUGGCUGGGAUUUUCUAUUUCGUCCUCUUUUCGUUUCUCUUUGGGAUUUCCGACGCUGUCACCGGUUCUAGGGUAUACCCCGCGAAUGAAGUUACCUUAUUGGAUUCCAGAUCUGUUCAGGGAGAGCUUGGGUGGAUAGCAAGCCCUCUGGAAGGAGGGUGGGAAGAAGUGAGCAUUAUGGAUGAGAAAAACACGCCCAUCCGAACCUACCAGGUGUGCAAUGUGAUGGAAGCCAGCCAGAAUAACUGGCUGCGAACUGAUUGGAUCACCCGAGAAGGGGCGCAGAGGGUGUACAUUGAGAUUAAGUUCACUCUGAGGGACUGCAACAGUCUUCCGGGCGUCAUGGGGACUUGCAAGGAGACGUUUAACCUGUACUACUACGAGUCAGACAACGACAAGGAGCGCUUCAUCCGAGAGAGCCAGUUUGGCAAGAUUGAUACCAUCGCAGCUGAUGAGAGCUUCACGCAGGUGGACAUUGGUGACCGAAUCAUGAAGCUCAACACUGAGAUCCGGGAUGUAGGGCCACUGAGCAAGAAGGGCUUUUACCUGGCCUUUCAGGAUGUGGGGGCUUGCAUUGCCCUGGUCUCUGUCCGUGUGUUCUACAAGAAGUGUCCACUGACUGUUCGAAACCUAGCGCAGUUUCCUGAUACCAUCACGGGGGCUGAUACCUCCUCCCUGGUGGAAGUUCGAGGCUCCUGUGUCAACAACUCCGAAGAGAAGGAUGUGCCAAAAAUGUACUGCGGGGCAGAUGGCGAAUGGCUGGUACCCAUUGGCAACUGUCUGUGCAAUGCUGGGCAUGAGGAGCAGAAUGGUGAAUGCCAAGCUUGCAAAAUUGGAUAUUACAAAGCUCUCUCCACGGAUGCCACCUGUGCCAAGUGUCCACCCCACAGCUACUCCGUCUGGGAAGGAGCCACCUCGUGCACCUGUGACCGAGGCUUCUUUAGAGCCGACAACGAUGCUGCGUCUAUGCCCUGCACCCGCCCACCAUCUGCUCCCCUCAACUUGAUUUCCAAUGUCAACGAGACGUCGGUGAACUUGGAAUGGAGCAGUCCUCAGAACACAGGGGGCCGUCAAGACAUUUCUUACAAUGUGGUCUGCAAGAAGUGUGGAGCCGGUGACCCCAGCAAGUGCCGGCCCUGUGGGAGCGGAGUGCACUACACGCCACAGCAGAACGGCCUCAAGACGACUAGAGUCUCCAUCACUGACCUCUUAGCGCACACCAAUUACACCUUUGAGAUCUGGGCAGUGAACGGAGUAUCUAAGUACAACCCCAGCCCGGACCAGUCAGUGUCUGUCACUGUGACAACCAACCAAGCAGCACCAUCAUCCAUUGCUUUGGUCCAGGCUAAAGAAGUCACAAGAUACAGUGUGGCUCUGGCUUGGUUGGAACCAGAUCGGCCAAAUGGAGUAAUCUUAGAAUACGAAGUCAAGUAUUACGAAAAGGAUCAGAAUGAACGAAGCUAUCGCAUAGUUCGGACGGCUGCCAGGAACACGGAUAUCAAAGGCCUGAACCCUCUGACUUCCUAUGUGUUCCACGUGCGAGCCAGGACUGCCGCUGGCUAUGGAGACUUCAGUGAGCCCUUGGAGGUCACUACCAAUACAGUGCCUUCCCGGAUCAUUGGAGACGGCGCCAACUCCACUGUCCUGCUGGUCUCCGUCUCUGGCAGUGUGGUGCUUGUGGUCAUUCUCAUCGCGGCAUUUGUCAUCAGUCGUAGACGGAGUAAGUACAGCAAAGCGAAACAAGAAGCAGACGAAGAGAAACAUUUGAAUCAAGGUGUUAGAACUUACGUGGAUCCCUUUACAUAUGAAGACCCCAACCAGGCAGUUCGAGAAUUUGCCAAAGAAAUCGAUGCAUCCUGCAUUAAAAUCGAAAAAGUCAUAGGAGUUGGUGAAUUUGGAGAAGUCUGCAGUGGGCGUCUCAAGGUGCCGGGCAAGAGAGAGAUCUGUGUGGCUAUCAAGACCCUGAAAGCUGGGUAUACUGACAAGCAAAGGAGGGACUUCCUGAGCGAGGCCAGCAUCAUGGGCCAGUUUGACCACCCAAACAUAAUCCACCUGGAAGGCGUUGUCACCAAAUGUAAACCAGUCAUGAUCAUAACGGAGUACAUGGAGAACGGCUCCCUGGAUGCGUUUCUCAGGAAGAACGACGGCCGAUUUACAGUCAUUCAGCUGGUGGGCAUGCUCCGUGGCAUUGGGUCUGGAAUGAAGUAUUUAUCUGAUAUGAGCUACGUGCAUCGAGACCUGGCUGCCAGGAACAUCCUAGUAAACAGCAACUUGGUCUGCAAGGUGUCUGAUUUUGGCAUGUCCAGGGUGCUGGAGGAUGAUCCCGAAGCGGCCUAUACUACCAGGGGUGGCAAGAUUCCUAUCCGGUGGACUGCACCAGAAGCAAUUGCCUAUCGUAAAUUCACGUCAGCCAGUGACGUAUGGAGCUACGGAAUCGUUAUGUGGGAAGUGAUGUCGUAUGGAGAGAGACCAUACUGGGAUAUGUCCAAUCAAGAUGUGAUUAAAGCCAUCGAGGAAGGCUACCGGCUGCCCCCACCAAUGGACUGCCCCAUUGCCCUCCAUCAGUUAAUGCUGGACUGCUGGCAGAAAGAGAGGAGCGACAGGCCUAAAUUCGGGCAGAUUGUCAACAUGCUGGACAAACUCAUCCGCAAUCCCAACAGCUUGAAGAGGACCGGGCCAGAGAGCUCCAGACCCAACACAGCGUUGCUGGAUCCCAGCUCCCCUGAAUUCUCGGCUGUAGUAUCAGUGGGCGACUGGCUGCAAGCCAUCAAAAUGGACCGGUAUAAGGAUAACUUCACAGCCGCGGGGUACACCACGCUAGAAGCUGUGGUUCACAUGAACCAGGACGACCUGGCAAGAAUUGGCAUCACCACCCUCACACACCAGAAUAAGAUUUUAAGCAGCGUCCAGGCGAUGAGAACCCAAAUGCAGCAGAUACACGGCAGGAUGGUCCCUGUCUGAGCCAGUACUGAAUAGACUCAGAACUCUUGAAAUUAGUUUACCUCAUCCAUGCACUUUAAUUGAAGAACUGCACUUUUUUUACUUCGUCUUCGCCCUCUGAAAUUAAAGGAAAAAAAAAUUACCUGCAGCGUUGCUUGGUGUAUGAGAUUGUUGAAACCGUGGGCUUAC